AUGAGGCAUGAAAAGCGAAUGAAACGACGAGCAACAGACGUUCUCUACGGAAGUCCUCUCAAAUCAGCAAGGUUCCGAGACCCGAGCCCGGACGAGAGCGAAAGCCUUGAUACUGCAAUCCACAUCGAGGAAGGAAUGUCAGUCGCAGCCAUAGAGAAACAAAAAUCUCGCAGAAAUCUCGCGGCAGAGUUACAACGGCUCAAGAAAGAUGUAGCGGAUUUAACGAAGUGGACUGGCGAAAUCGAGUCUGGCACCGAUAAUCUGGAACAGGAUGGAAGGGAACUGAACAAAUUCCUCGCCAUGCUCACGGAGGAAUCUUCAUACAUCAAUCGACCAAUGGCUCACAAAGCCCCAACGCCAAUAUCAUCACUUCUUUCAACGCUACUUCCAUUUUCCACGAAUAUACCCCGUCCCAGUCGACAAGCUUCGCCCCUACCAACAAACCCAUUCGCCUUGAAAUCGUCUUCGCAGUCGAAAUCAUAUCUUACAGUCUUUGCCCCGCUGGCACUUAACGCGCAGACAAGCCGCAAUUCGGAAGCAAAUUCGCUGCUAGAGACACAUACGCUAAGAUUCACGGCUCCAUCUCCAUUUCCACGCGCUUUAUACAAUGUGUCAGUCGUGUAUGAAACGAAUCCCGAAAAUCAAACCAUUACAUCUGUCUCAGUACCAACUGGCAACGAAAGCAAAAAACGACAAGUACCCGAAACACUCCGCCGAUGGAUCGACAGUCGACUCGGCAAUCCUCUUUUAAACCUGGACGUGGCAACACUGUGCUGGGGCAUCAAUCGAUAUUGGGAAGCAUCUCUCGCACGUGCCCAGCUAUGGGCCCAUAUUGAGAAAAAGUACGGCCGGGCCAGCUUAGCUCGCAAUGGGAAGGAUAAAGAUGAUGUUCCCGCCCUUCAUGGCGGAGGAGUCAUCAAACUUUCCGAACUACGACGAUUAGUCCCUCACCUUGAACGAAACACUAUGGUCAUCAAUCCGGCCUCAUCAAAUACAAAGCCACGAAUCCUUCUAUCGAACGUAUUAGCUAUGGACGAUUGGACUGGUGAACCACAACUACGACCUGAACUGAGCGUGUCGGUUUCUCACGCAAGUGGUGAAGCGAGUAGGAAGAUUGAUGUGGAGACGAAGAAGUUGUUUCAUGGUCUUUUGUCGGAGCAUGGUGCUGGCACCGCGCAAGGGUUGGUUGGGGUUAUGCGUGCAGAUGUUAUUUUGCGGGCAACUAAUGGUGCUCUGGGUGUCGUUUUGGGGUCAUAA
Messenger RNA from Penicillium cosmopolitanum, 1257 nucleotides. RefSeq lists its product as uncharacterized. The coding region runs from base 1 to 1257 and encodes 418 amino acids. The transcript has a single exon. The record is from RefSeq and is a predicted model, not a curated record. NCBI's taxonomy places the organism in Eukaryota, Fungi, Ascomycota, Eurotiomycetes, Eurotiales, Aspergillaceae.